AUGAGAAUUUUUCAAAGUGCACAGCGAAUUUUGUUUUUGAAUGGAUCGAUUAAUGGAUUAACACUAAGGGCAGCUUCUGACCAGGCUCAAGUUUUAGCCAAAGUCACCGAUGAUGCCGUUGUUGAAGCUCGACCGUAUAAGGAGAUACCACGCCCCAGUAAAUUUGAGUUCUUCAGGGCUUUUUUGCCUGGCGGAGAAUUUCACGAUGUGUCCAUAGUGGACUAUGCAGUGGCGAUGAGAAAUCGUUAUGGUGAUAUAUUUAUAAUGCCUGGAAUGUUUGGUCGCCAGGAUAUGGUCACAACUUUCAGUACCAAAGACAUGGAGAUGGUUUUCCGCAAUGAGGGAGCCUGGCCCCAGCGAGACGUCUUCCCUUCGAUGACAUAUUACCGGACUCACCUAAGAAAAGAUUUCUAUGGGGGAAAUGUGGGAAUAGUGUCCGCGCAAGCGGAGGCUUGGGGUAAAAUGCGAUCGGCCCUCAAUCCAAUUUUCAUGCAACCCAAGGGCUUGAGAGUCUAUUACGAACCACUUUCUGACAUCAACAAUGAGUUUAUUGAGCGAAUCAAAGAAAUUCGAGAUGCCAAGACCCUAGAAGUUCCCGAUAACUUUGUGGAGGAAAUAAACCGACUGAUUUUCGAUUCCCUUGGUUUGGUGGCCUUCGAUCGCCAAAUGGGUCUGAUCAGUCGGAAUCGAAAUAAUCCCGAUGCCCUGAGACUGUUCGAUGUAACCAAAGAAGCUCUCAAAUGCAUCUUCAAGGUGGAUUUCCAACCGUCGAUGUGGAAAUACAUUUCGACGCCAACAUUUAGGAAAAUGAUGCGACUGCUCGACGAGAGUUUGGAGGUGACGCAGAGGUUGCUGAAGGAAACCCAGGACGACUUGGAGAAACGUCGCCAGGCAGGCGAACAGAUAAAUAGCAACAGCAUGUUGCAGCGGAUGAUGAAGGUGGAUCCCAAACUGGCGACGGUCAUGAGCUUGGACACCUUGUUUGCCGGAGUCGAUACCACCUCCAAUCUUUUGUCGUCUGUACUCCUUUGUCUGGCGAAGAAUCCAGAGAAGCAGGGAAAGCUGCGGGAGGAACUGCUGAAGAUUAUGCCCACCAAGGAUUCGCCUCUCAACGAGGAGACCAUGAAGGAUAUGCCCUAUUUGAGAGCAGUGAUUAAAGAAGCCCUGCGCUACUAUCCCAAUGGAUUGGGAAACUUUCGCGUUUGUCCCACCGACGUCACUCUAUCCGGUUUCAAAGUGCCAAAGGGCAGCAAUGUCAUUCUCGGAUCGAAUGUCCUGUUGCAGGAUAACAGCUACUAUCCGGAAGCUGAGAAGUUCCUGCCCGAACGCUGGCUAAGGGAUCCCGAGACGGGAAAGAAGACCCCCUUCAAUGCCUUCAGCUUCUUGCCAUUCGGCUUUGGACCUCGCAUUUGUAUUGGCAAACGAUUGGUGGACCUGGAAAUCGAGACGAGUGUGGCCAAGUUAAUAAGGAACUUCAAUCUGGAAUUUAACUACGAUGCCAGUCGCCCCUUCAAGAGUACCAUCCUAAUGGAACCGGCCAUUCCUUUCCGCUUUAAGGUCACCGAUAUCGAUCAUUAA
This is a messenger RNA of Drosophila takahashii, 1578 nucleotides long. Its product is annotated as probable cytochrome P450 12d1 proximal, mitochondrial. Gene Ontology annotation, biological process: glucocorticoid biosynthetic process; cellular response to peptide hormone stimulus; C21-steroid hormone biosynthetic process. NCBI's taxonomy places the organism in Eukaryota, Metazoa, Arthropoda, Insecta, Diptera, Drosophilidae. The record is from RefSeq and is a predicted model, not a curated record. Gene Ontology annotation, molecular function: monooxygenase activity; iron ion binding; heme binding. Gene Ontology annotation, cellular component: mitochondrial inner membrane.